Haemonchus placei is the source of this 459-nucleotide messenger RNA. The record is from the annotation of a GenBank genome assembly. Lineage: Eukaryota; Metazoa; Nematoda; Chromadorea; Rhabditida; Trichostrongylidae.
AUGAUGUUGGUCUUUUUCACCGUUCUAGCCUCAGUGGUGCACUCCGUGGCAGGAGGGUGCAAAGCUUCUGAAAUCGUUGUGAAGACCCCCGACAGUCUUCCUAAUGAUAUAGCAGAGGUGCUCGAAAAACAACUCAAAAAUGAACUGUAUGAUAUGGGUGGUGUAGCUGCUUACUAUGUCGGAAACGUAGGCUCAUCCGAUCAAUAUACCGCUGUCUGCCUCACUGGGAAAAAGUAUGAUAUGGGUGGUGUAGCUGCUUACUAUGUUGGGAACGUAGGCUCAUCCGAUCAAUAUACCUCUGUCUGCCUCACUGGGAAAAAGAUCAGAAACCUUCCCUACUGUCUCAAACUGGCGGGAGGCAAGGGCGAGCAGAUUACGCUGGACAAAUUCAGAUCGGCUUAUGAAUCGUGUACUGGCAAGCGUGCACCCUCCUUUGAAGUUGAAGGAUUCCAUCACUAA